AUGGAGGCUGCUUCACUCCACAGGCCAGGUGAGUCUCCUUUCAACGUCUUUCCAAAACUCAAAACUUCUCAGCCAAAUUUAGCUGAUGUUAACCAUCACCCCAGUCGUUACCCACCUGAGUACUCAUCAUUGUUAUUCCCAACAGAUCCCGACCUGUAUUCUAAAGAGGCUCCUGUGACAAAGCAAUUGGCUCCCAGGGACAAAAUUCUGCUGAUGUGGAAGAGACCUUAUGAGGUUGGUGCUGGGCUCUGGAAUGUGGGAAACACCUGCUACAUGAAUGCUGUCCUGCAGUGUCUGACAUACACAGCACCCCUUGCCAACUAUAUGCUGUCCCAGGAGCAUUCCCUAACCUGUCAUCCUCAGAAAUUCUGCAUGCUGUGCACUAUGGAAGCUCAUGUUACACGGGCACUGCACCAGCCCGGCCAGGUUAUCAAGCCCUCACUUGCACUGGCUGCUGGGUUCCAUAGAUACAAGCAAGAAGAUGCCCAUGAGUUUCUGAUGUUCACUGUGGAUGCCAUGAAGAAAGCUUGUCUGUCUGGGCACAAGCCCCUAAAUGGUCACUCUGAGGACACAACCUUAAUCCAUCAAAUAUUUGGAGGGCACUGGAGGUCUCAAAUCAAGUGUCUCCACUGCCAUAGCAUUUCAGACACUUUUGACCCUUACCUGGACAUUGCCCUGGACAUUGAAGCAGCUUCCAAUGUGAGCCAAGCUUUACAACAGUUGGUGAAGCCCGAACACCUGGAUGGAGAGAAUGCCUAUCAUUGUGGUAGUUGUCUAAAGAUGGUACCUGCCUCCAAGUCCUUGAAUUUGCACACUACCUCCAAGGUCCUGAUCCUUGUAUUGAAAAGGUUCUCAGAUAUCACAGGCAACAAAAUUGCCAAAGAAGUGCAAUAUCCCGAGUGUCUUGACAUGCAACCAUACAUGUCUCAGCAGAAGAGAGGACCACUUAUUUACCUCCUCUAUGCUGUGCUGGUGCAUGCUGGGAGGAGCUGUCAAAGUGGACAUUACUUCUGCUAUGUCAAAGCUGGGAAUGGCCAGUGGUACAAAAUGGAUGAUGCUAAAGUAACCACCUGUGACAUUUCUUCUGUCCUGAGUCAACCUGCCUACCUCCUCUUUUACAUACAGAAGAGUGAAUUGGAGAGAGACAGUGAGCAUGAAUCAACUGGGGAGAAACCAAGAGCCCUUGGGGCUGAAGACACAGACAAGGGAGAAACCAAGAGAGAGCUCAAAAGUGACUCCUGCAUCAAGUUUCCUGAGUUCGGGGAACACUUGGAAAAAACAGCAACUAGAGAACUCUCCUUAGAUCAGUGGAAGUGCCUCCUGGAACAAAACCGACUGAAGCCUGAAUUCAACAUUAGGAAAAUAGAAUCAACCCUGCCUUCCAAUGCAGUAAUGAUUCAUCCACCAAAAUACAAGAGUGAGAUUAAAAAGGACAAUUACUUGCUGCAGAAAUCAGAGAAGGAAGAAACAGAGCAGAUGUCUCUGAAAAGUAGCAAAGUCCCUUGUCUGGUUUUCUGCCCUCCGCCCUCACUGCCCAGGUCCUGGCCCUGUGAAGUCCCUGCGGCUGAGCCGGUGCUUUCCUUCUCCACCGCCCCGGUGAUCACCGAAAGGAAACGGAAGCCGAGGUCUGGGCAGACGGAACGUGCAACCGCACAUUCCCCACCGCCCACAGCGACCCCCGUCGCCCUCCGAGCCCGGGGCCGCAGUCGCACCGGCUGCGCGGACAGCGCCUCUUCUCCAUCCGUGCACGGAAAUGGCCUUUAA
Messenger RNA from Lemur catta (Ring-tailed lemur), 1764 nucleotides. RefSeq names its product ubiquitin carboxyl-terminal hydrolase 17-like protein 6. Gene Ontology annotation, molecular function: cysteine-type endopeptidase activity; cysteine-type deubiquitinase activity. The transcript is spliced from 2 exons. Gene Ontology annotation, cellular component: cytosol; nucleus. Lineage: Eukaryota; Metazoa; Chordata; Mammalia; Primates; Lemuridae. Gene Ontology annotation, biological process: regulation of apoptotic process; protein deubiquitination. Bases 1 to 1764 code for a protein of 587 amino acids. The record is from RefSeq and is a predicted model, not a curated record.